This is a messenger RNA of Drosophila busckii, 1217 nucleotides long. RefSeq lists its product as uncharacterized. NCBI's taxonomy places the organism in Eukaryota, Metazoa, Arthropoda, Insecta, Diptera, Drosophilidae. Bases 72 to 1073 code for a protein of 333 amino acids. The transcript has a single exon. The record is from RefSeq and is a predicted model, not a curated record.
UUAUUAGAAGUUUUCUAAACGAAUGAGGUGCGGAUUGUUGCUGCUAUUCGGGGAUUAGCUUUUAGUUGGGAAUGGAAGCUCGCCGUCGUCGCGCCUCGGCGAUGAGCAGUGCGGCAGCCACAUUGCCCUCAACACAGGAUAAGGAGUUCAAUUUGCGUCUGGUCGAGCUGUAUGGCCAGCAUGAGUGUCUGUGGAACCCGACGCUGGCCGAGCACAGCGAUGUGGAGUUGAAGCAACGCGCCUGGGACGCCAUUGCCAGCGAGUUGGGCGCCCACUUGACGGCGGCGUUUGUGCGCAGUCGCAUCAGCAGUUUGCGCUAUCGCCUCAACGUCCACAAGCUGCAGCUGCUGGAGCACAAGAUGGCGCCCGCCAGCAGCAAAGCGCCACAGCCGCUCUACUACAUGGAGCAGUUCAGUUUCCUGGACAGCGUGCCCAUCGCUGGGCAGCAGAGCGGCGCGUCGAGCAGCCGUCGCGAUUCGGCGGAGCGUCUGCGCGCCAGCACCAGCAUUGCCAGCAUGUUCAAGCAGCGUCUGCAGCAGCAGCAGCCGCAUCUGGAGCAGCUGCCGCAAGUGCUGCAGCGUCUCAAUCUGGCGGAGCAGAAUGCGGCGUUGGUAACCAAGCCGCCACGUCCGCCAAGCUCAAGCCAGGCGGACGGCAGUCUGCAGCAGCGCAUGCAACGUCUGAGCGCGCUGGAGCGUGGCGGCAGCGGCAGCUUCAGGUCGGAGCGGCUCAGCCUCAGCAUACCCAGCGUGGUGAAGAAGCGCAUGCGCCAGCAGCUGCCGCUCUAUAUGCAGGCGGAGCGCUGCUCGCUGGAGCGCUGCUCCGAGCCAAGCAAGAGCUACGCGAAGCUGCCCGAAGCGCGUCCCGGCGAUUCGGUGUCCAAGACACAAAUGGUGGCCAGCACAAGCGCAGCCGCUGCCAAGUCCCAGCGCGGCCUGGACGCCGCCCACUCCGAUGAGGAGGAUCUGCUGCGUUUGCACUGGAACUUGCGGCAGCAGCAGCAAAUGCAGCAGCCACGCGCGCGUCGCCCAGGCGGCGGCCCCAGUUUGGACUCAAAGCGUCGCAGCUGUUGAAAAUUAAACACACACAUGCACAUGGGGGACACUAGGACACACACACACGCACACACACACACAACUUAUGCUGGCAAUUCGUUUAAAAUAUAAAGCAAUUGAGUCCUGCGCUUCAUUUGUUUUCUAAUGGGACUUGGCUUGGCA